This is a messenger RNA of Agrilus planipennis (emerald ash borer), 1453 nucleotides long. RefSeq names its product hydroxyacylglutathione hydrolase, mitochondrial-like. The transcript is spliced from 6 exons. Gene Ontology annotation, molecular function: hydroxyacylglutathione hydrolase activity. The record is from RefSeq and is a predicted model, not a curated record. NCBI's taxonomy places the organism in Eukaryota, Metazoa, Arthropoda, Insecta, Coleoptera, Buprestidae. Bases 467 to 1237 code for a protein of 256 amino acids.
UGUCAAAUGGACGAUUCGAUAAAUACUCUUUUAUUUUCGAAUAUUUCUUGCUACUAAUUAAGAAAUUUUCUCGUUUUGAAUUUAUUUCUAUUUCAUGGAUGGCUAAAGCCUCCCACUUCUUGGUAUAUUUCUUUUGCCCCAUAUUUGAACGACAUUAUCACUAAACAAUGAUCAACUUUUUACUACUAAUCAUUAUAAUGUAUAUUUCGAUUUUUGUGUCAAAAGUUUAUCACUGUUAAGAUUCGGUUUUUAAUACAUCAGUAUUUAAAUUAUUUAUUGUUUUCGAUAAAUUAGAUGAAUUGAGAUCAACGCGAAAAUGCGGUUAGUUGAAUUAUAAAUCGUUAAUAUUGCGUAGAUUUUCUACAAGUCCAGAAGUGGUACGUUUUUUAAUUUGUGGCAGAUAUAGUAACAUAUAAUUUUAACGUAAUAUUUUAUCCUUCCAAUAAUAUCACAAAGAAAUCUAAAUAUGAAGGUAAGAAUUCUUCCAGCGUUAUCAGACAAUUACAUGUAUCUGAUUAUUGAUGAAAAAACGAACGAUGCAGUCGUUAUAGAUCCUGUUGAACCUGACGCAGUACUUAAAGCUGUAGAAGAAGAAAAUGUUAAUUUAACAAAAAUUCUUGUAACUCAUUAUCAUUGGGAUCACACUGACGGCAACGAAGAGCUUAUAAAAUUGUCCAAGAAAAAGUUAAAAGUUUUUGGUGGUGAUAUUCGAAUUCCCGCCCUUACAGAUCAAAUUAAGCACGGGGACCUAAUUUUCGUAGGUAACAUAAGGAUCGAAUGCAUAUCAACACCAUGUCACACUGUUGGUGAUAUUUGCUAUUUUAUGACCUCAGAAGAUGACCAACCAAUAGUUUUUACAGGUGAUACACUUUUUAUAGCAGGAUGCGGACGAUUUGUAGAAGGUACAGCUCAACAAAUGUACACUGCAUUGAUUGAAAAGUUGGGUAAUUUGCCUGAAAAUACUAAAGUCUACUGUGGUCAUGAAUACACCCUGCAAAAUUUAAAUUUUGCCAAAACUGUUGAACCAAAAAAUGAAAAAAUUGUUGAAAAGAUACUAUGGGCCACUGGAAAACGAAAUAUGCAAAAACCAACGGUUCCAUCAACAAUUGCUGAAGAGAAGGACAUUAAUCCUUUUAUGAGAGUAAUUAUAAAAUCUGUUCAAAAGCAUGCUAAAAAAAAUAAUCCUAUAGAGACGAUGGCAACUAUUCGCGAAGAAAAGAAUUCGUUCAAAGGAUAAAAAAAGAAAUUUAAUUGGAGUAACUCAGUAAUACACCCAAUUUUGUUUUUAAAAAUUCCCCGCACAAUUCCUGCAUCAAAAUUAAAGAAUAAAAAAUGUACAAUUAAGCAUGAAAAAAAUUCUUCAGACCAAACAAAAUUGGAUGUAAUGCCCUGUAAAAAAACAAUAAUUUCUCGUUUUAUGCAUUUUUAAUUACAAAUAAAUGAAUUAAUCACA